CUCACAUGUCGGAGCUGAGGCUGGUUCUGUUGGGGAACAGCUGGUCUGAGAGGAGCUCAGUGGGAAACUUCAUUCUGAGAACAAACGCCUUCAACACAGAGGAAGAACUGGAUGAAUGUGUUCGUUCAAACGGGGAGUCUAAGGAAAACAGACUCAGGAUCGUGUUGUUUGGAAAAAGUGACGAUAAGAAAAUAUCACUGGGAAACAUCAUCACUAGGAAACACUGGGAGGUUAAAGUGCAGCAGUUUGCUGGGUUUAAAGCUUCACUUUCCAGGUUUCGUGGAGGAAAACAGUGUGUGUCUGUCAGUGGACAGUGGGACAGAAAACCUUUGACAGUGGUGAAAACUCCAGACAUCUUUAAUCUGUCAGUGGAAGCAGUGAGAAAGGAGAUGGAGAGGUGUGUGGAGCUCUGUUCUCCAGGACCAAAUGUUCUGCUGCUGCUGGUGAAAUCCUCUGAAUUCACUGAAGAGGACAGAAAAACUCUGAUGUUCAUCCUGAGUCUGUUUGGUCAGGAUGUCUUCAAACACGCCAUGGUUGUCCUGACCCAUGAAGAUGAAGGUUCUAACCCCACAGUAGACAGACUCAUCCAGGACUGCCAGCAAAAGGUUCACAGCUUCAAUACUGACAGGAAGGAUCCUUCCAAACAUGACCUUCAAGAGUUGAUGCAGAAAAUGGAAACUAUAGUGAACACCCACAGAGGAGGGUUUCUGGAAUUAGAUAAAGAAUCCAAACCUCCGGUGAACCUGGUGUUGUUUGGUAGAAAAGGGCCUGGAAAGACGUCAGCAGUCAAUGUUAUACUGGGACCAGGAAGGUUUGGACCAGCUGCCAACUCAGAGUGUGUCAGAAAGCAGGGAGAGGUGUGUGGACGGUGGGUCUCUGUGGUGGAGCUGCCUGCUUUGUAUGGAAGACCUCAGGAGGAGGUGAUGGACCAGGCUCUCAGCUGUGUCUCCCUCUGUGAUCCUGAAGGUGUCCACGCCUUCAUCCUGGUCCUGCCUGUGGGACCACUCACUGAUGAAGACAAGGGAGAGUUAGAGACCAUCCAGAAGACCUUCAGCUCUUCAGUCAAUGACUUCACCAUGAUUCUCUUCACUGUGGACUCAGAUCCUUCAACUCUCGACUUUCCAAAGGGAAACACGGAGGUAGAAGCGUUGAUUCAGAGCUGUAGUGGAGAACAUUUUGUUCUCAACAUCAGUGGAAGACAAGAACUUUCAAGGUUGUUUUAUAAUGUCGAUACAAUGAGAGACAGAAAUGAGACUCACUCCUACACAAUGAAAAUGUUCAGUCAGUCCCAAAUAGGAAAGUUAAUAUUCCAUCAGGCUGAGCUCAAGAACCUGAAAGCAAAGAACACAGACAUCAGUGAUGAGGAGAUACAGAACACAGACUGUCUUCGGAUUGUUGUUCUGGGGAAGACCGGCAGUGGAAAGAGCUCGUCAGGAAACACCAUCCUGGGAAGAAAGGAGUUUAAAGCUUCACCUGGAACCAGAUCAGUCACCAAACAUUGUAAGAAAGCAGUAGCUGAAGUGAACGACCGUGAUAUUGUUGUGGUCGAUACUCCAGGACUGUUUGACGACAGUUUGUCCAAUGAAGAGAUAAAUAGAGAGCUGGUGAAAUGUGUGAGUCUUCUGGCUCCAGGACCACACGUCUUCUUGUUGGUGGUGAGAAUCGGCAGAUUCACACCAGAAGAGAAAAGAACACUGACACUAAUCAGGGAUGUGUUUGGAAAGAAUUCCCUGCACUUCACCUUCAUUCUGUUAACAGGAGGUGAUGAACUGGAUCAUGAUGGGCUCUCAGCUGAAGAAUACAUUAACGAUAAUAGUGAUGAUUCAUUUAAAAGUCUGAUUGCCGACUGUGGAGGAAGAUAUCAUGUGUUCAGCAAUCGUAUAGAAAACCCCAAUCAAGUCAGUGAGCUGAUAGCAAAGAUCGACUCCAUGGUGAAGGAAAAUGGAGGUGGCUGCUUCACCAAUGACAUGCUGCAAGAAGCUGAAGCCGCAAUAAACAAACAAAUGACAAAGAUCCUAAAAGAGAAGGAAAAAGAGACAAAGAGAGAGAGAGAGCAACUGGAUAAAAAGCAUAAGGAAGAAAUGCAGAAGAUGAAGAUGAGAAUGGAGAAACAACGAGCUGAACUGGAAGAGGAGAGAAAACUGAUAGAAGACCAGCUGAAGGAAAAGGAAGAAAACAUCAUAAAGGAGCGAGAGCUGAGAAAGAGAGAACAGGGAGAGAGAGAAGAAGAAGACAGGACGAGGAAAAGACAGGAGGAAGUUAAAAUAAGAGCGUGGGAAAAAAAGCUUGAAGCUUUGGAGAAAAAGAUCAAAUCUGAAUCUGAACAAAAAGAAUCCAUUGACAAAGAACUGGUGGAGUCGAGAGAGGAGAUGAGGAAGGAGCGAGAGAUCUGGGAAAAGGAAAGAAAAGAGUGGUGGGAGAAAAGACAGAAAGAAGAUGAAGAAAUACGACAAAACGAGCAAACAAAUUUGUCAAAGCUUCAGGAAGACGUUGAGCAGGGAAGAGCAAACUAUGAAAACAAAAGAAAAGAAGACGAUAAAAAGGGAUGGGAGGAAGAGUUGAAGAAACAAGAAUUAGAGGAGAACUACAAAAAAGAAUUGAAGAAUAUGAAAAAGAAACAUAAAGAGGAGGCCAGAAAACAAGCUGAAGAGUUCAAUGAAUUCAAGAACAGCAAAGAAAUUGAGUUUGCAGCUUUAAUAGAGAAACAUAUGCAGGAAAUCACUGAACUUAAAAAUAACUUUGCAAAAAGUCAACAGGAGCUGAAGGAAAGUGAAGCGAAAGAAGAAAGCCUGAAAAAACAAAUGGAUGAAGUUCUGAACAAACACAAACUUGAAAUGGGGAGGCGCAUCGGAGAGGCGCAGCAGAGCCUCCGCAGCAACGGAAACCAGGUCCUCCCCGGCCAAAAUGGGGCCACCAAGAGAAGCCUGUGGCCCCCCUGGGCCACCCUGAGGAGAGGAAAACCAGAGUGGGCAAUGCGUUGCAGCCGCGGACGCAAAGAGAUCCACCCGUGCCCUGCCGAAAGACCUCCAAAUCAGAGUCACGACGUGGGGAUGCAGCUUCCACUCCCCUGGCAGCAACGACUGCCGGGAGAGGGAGUCCGCCACCUCGUUUUGCGGCCCCGGGACGUACGCUGCCCGGAGCCCUGCCAGACACGGAAGCAACCGCCGCAGAGCAAGAAAAACUGCGAGCAGCUCCAGCACAUUGAUGUGCUCGCCUCGGAGCCGACGGGACCAUGUCCCCUGCACCACCCGGCCCUGCCAGGUCGCACCCCAGCCCAUGGAUGA
Salarias fasciatus (jewelled blenny) is the source of this 3284-nucleotide messenger RNA. RefSeq names its product GTPase IMAP family member 8-like. Gene Ontology annotation, molecular function: GTP binding. The coding region runs from base 6 to 3284 and encodes 1092 amino acids. Lineage: Eukaryota; Metazoa; Chordata; Actinopteri; Blenniiformes; Blenniidae. The record is from RefSeq and is a predicted model, not a curated record. The transcript has 7 exons.